Molecule: messenger RNA, 1196 nt
Organism: Callorhinchus milii (elephant shark)
Lineage: Eukaryota; Metazoa; Chordata; Chondrichthyes; Chimaeriformes; Callorhinchidae
Gene: etv7
Product: ETS variant transcription factor 7
Exons: 8
Coding region: 30-1124 (364 amino acids)
Biological process (GO): cell differentiation; regulation of transcription by RNA polymerase II
Cellular component (GO): nucleus
Molecular function (GO): sequence-specific DNA binding; DNA-binding transcription factor activity, RNA polymerase II-specific
Source: RefSeq, a predicted model, not a curated record
GGCCCCGACACCGGGCAGCGGCCGCGGAGAUGACAGAGGCGCCUCCACAUCAGCAGGAACGAGUUUCCACUUCACAAUCCCGGAAUGCGAGACCAAAGUUUCUCUUCCCCUCCGCUCAGCCCCGACCAGUGAGAUUUGUCUACAGAGGACCGAAGAAUGAGCAGCACCGUGUUCCUGGCAACUUGAGAAUGCAACCUGCACUUUGGAGUAAGGAAGAUGUCCUGCACUGGCUGAAAUGGGCUGAGAUUGAAUACUCACUGCAUUGCAGCGAGGAGAGCAAAUUUGAAAUGAAUGGAAAAGCUUUAUGUCUGCUCACUAAGGACGAUUUCCGCUAUCGCUCACCCAGUUCUGGUGAUGUGCUGUAUGAAAUACUUCAACUGCUCAGCAGUCGGGAGAAGCCAACGCAGAGCACUCUAUUCCUGAACCCAGCCUCAAGCCUGACCAUGCGUACGCCACACAUCUAUGAACACAGCUCCAUGCACACAGCAAACAUCCACGCACAGAGCAACUUUGAAGAUGGUCAGAGGAAAAUGCUGCAAGUCAUGAAUGUAACAGCCAGGGAUAAGGAGAGGCUCCAUGCACUAAAUCAGCCCACACUGCUGUCUCUGCACUCAAUGGGUAACGCAGAGCAGCCUGAGAAUAGGCACUGUGAGAAACCAUUGAACCUCUCCAACAAAUCACUGGGGGAUUCCAGGCAAUACCUGCUGGAAUCCACCACAUCCGCACAGCAAGCACCCACCAACGGCAAAAUAUCAGAUUGCCGGCUGCUGUGGGAUUACGUUUACCAAUUGCUGUCCGACAGUCAAUACGAGCCUUACAUCAAGUGGGAAGAUAAGGAAACCAAGGUCUUCCGUGUGGUGGAUCCCAACGGGCUGGCGAGACUGUGGGGCAGCCACAAGAACCGAGUAAACAUGACGUAUGAGAAGAUGUCUCGAGCACUGCGGCAUUAUUACAAGCUGAACAUCAUCAAGAAGGAGCCGGGACAGAAGUUGCUUUUUAGAUUCCUGAAGACUCCAGGAGAAAUCAUCCAGAAGCCGGAGAAGUUGGAGGAGCUGGAAUCCCGGGAUCAGGAUGGGCCAGAAUUCAAAGACACUUUUGAGCUGUCUCCGCUCAGCUCCCAAUGACAUUUAACCUCACCUGUGGCACCUACUUCAAGGCACGUCUCAAAACCCUCCUCUUUUACCGCUCUUUCUGUC